Gastrolobium bilobum is the source of this 1080-nucleotide messenger RNA. RefSeq lists its product as uncharacterized. Lineage: Eukaryota; Viridiplantae; Streptophyta; Magnoliopsida; Fabales; Fabaceae. The transcript has 2 exons. The coding region runs from base 1 to 1080 and encodes 359 amino acids. The record is from RefSeq and is a predicted model, not a curated record.
AUGGAAGGCACAUCAACAAGGAGUGGAAAGAUUAGGGGGAUGAACGUGAAACAUUCUGGCACCCCUAAGAAACUGGAAGCCAUACCUACCUUCAUCAAUGAACGGGCUGUAAAGAGGCAUGAAGUUAUGCUGAAGAGGAAUCUCCUCUCUGAUAGAGGUUUCGUGCAAGAAUUCCAUGCCAACAUGCCUCAGAGCAAAUCCACUAAGGUUAUGGUCAGAGGAACAAGUGUAUCCUUCAGCAAUGCUACCAUCAAGAGGGUGUACAACUUGCCCACCAUUGUGGAUGAGUAUCAAGGUCUGAAGACCACCAAUGAUGAGGAAUUUCUGAAACAAGUCCUUGAGGACUUGUGUGUGGAGGGGACGACAUGGACUGAGUCGGCCCAAAAGAGUCUCUCUUUUCUGAGAAGUGCACUGAAGCUCGAAGCAAGGGUGUGGUACCAUUUUUUGAAGAGUAGGCUAAAGCCUACUUCCCACACUGAGACUGUGAACAAGGAAAGAGCAAUAUUGCUCUCUUGUAUUCUGGAUGGAAGACCCAUUGAUGUGGGUCGUAUUAUUCAAGCCGAAAUUGUGGCUUGCUCCAAAACCGAUACUGGCUACCUGUUCUUCCCUGGAUUGAUCACCCAGUUAUGCCAGGAAGCCAAUGUUCCCAUUGCUGAUGAUGAGGAACGUUUCCAGAUCACAGAACCAAUCACACCCUACACCACUGAAAGGGUCAGCAAGAAGGCAAAGGUACUUGCUGGAGAAACUAUAUCUUCACCAAAAUCCCGAGGAAAGAAUGCUGCAGCAUCAACUUCCACAGUAGCAGGGGAAGAAGAUUCAAUCUGGAAGAAGAGGAUCGACGACAGACUGAAGAAGAUUGAGAACGACCAAAUGGAGACCAGGAAGGAAAUCAUGGACAAACUGAAUAACAUGGACAAUUUCAUCCUAGCUCAACUUGGUUUUCUCAAAGCUCCUGAACAGAAAGAAGGCCAGAGUAAGGCUGCAGCAUCUGAAGAAGAAGAAGCAGCAGCAGAAGAAGAGGAUGAGGCAGCAGAAGAAAAAGAAAAAGAAGAAGAGGAAAAAGAAGGGGAUAGUGAUUGA